Molecule: messenger RNA, 891 nt
Organism: Hevea brasiliensis (rubber tree)
Lineage: Eukaryota; Viridiplantae; Streptophyta; Magnoliopsida; Malpighiales; Euphorbiaceae
Exons: 2
Coding region: 1-891 (296 amino acids)
Molecular function (GO): RNA-DNA hybrid ribonuclease activity; nucleic acid binding
Source: RefSeq, a predicted model, not a curated record
AUGUACUUUGAUGGGGCCAUGAAUAAAAGCGGAGCCGGUAUAGGGGUAGUUUUGGAAGCACCGAAUGGAGAACAAUUGUUAAUGUCAAAAAGGCUAUGUUUCCCAACCACUAAUAAUAUUGCAGAAUAUGAGGCUUGCAUUUGUGGCCUAGAGGCAUUAAUAGCUAUUGGGGCUAAAAAAGUGGAGGUGUUUGGAGAUUCAAUGCUAGUAGUUUCCCAUAUUAAAGGUGAAUGGGAAUUGAAAGAAGAAAAGUUGAGGCCAUACCUGGAGUAUGCUAAGAAACUAUUAUUUAGCUUUAAGGAAGUGACAAUGAAGCACAUGCCUAGAGCUCAGAACCAGAUGGCUGAUGCUCUAGCCACGAUAGCAUCCUUAUGGGAGAAGGGUGAUCAGAAGUUGACCCAGCCAGUUAUACUGAUGAGGAGUAGAAUCCCAUGCUAUGAAGGGUUAAUAAUAGCACAUUUAGAUCUAGAAGAUGAGAUGAAAUGGUAUGAGGACAUAAGAAGAUAUUUAGAGGUAAGAGAAUACCCACAGUCAGCCAAUAGUAGGGAUAGAGCUACAAUUCGUAGAUUAGCCACUCAGUUCACUUUGGCUGGGGGGCAACUCUACAAAAGGUUCUUUGAAGGACUAUUGCUCUUAUGUGUGACAAAAAAGCAGUCUGAGCAGAUAAUGGAGGAAGUACAUGCAGGAGUGUGUGGUCCUCACAUGAACGAAAGGCAUGCAAUCAGAGAGAAGGUUUGUCUUAUGAAGAGGGAGAUGUCAAAGACGGCCCAAGAUGUGACAGUGGUACAGAAACAACUCUCUAUUGCAAAUGUUGAACAAGAGAGAGAGGAGGGAGCGAAUGUUGAAAAUGUAACUGAAGAUCGGGUUGGGGAAGGCCCUCCCGCUGAAUGA